UAUUCGUAUGACUCAUUGGUUUAGCUCAGUGAUUUAAGGUCCUCGGGUUCAACAAACACAUUGUCUGCAGCGAGGACACGAUGUUUUCUUAUUUAUACUGCGUGCAUCUGUCAUCCUCACUUAGAAGUGCACUUUGUUUCAGACCGAACUGCAGUCGUCUCUCUAAAAUGUUUCCAUUAUUGCACAGCCAGAGGUCUUUGGCAGAAUGCGUCCGAACGGGUACGAAAGAUGAUCUUUAAACAGGAAACAAUCCGAGCCCCGGCAACGGUCGAUGUGACAUACUGCGGUCGUACGUCCAUGUGGGCCGUAUUUUCCUCCUUGCAAUUGCUCUUGUUAUUCCGCACAAGACGCAAAGAGCUAUAAUUUGGGUCCCGCUGCCUUUUUUCCGGAAUUCAGCCCUGCCCGCGCACACUGUUAUGCGCAACGUAUAAUUGUGCUCCGUGCCGUGUUUGCGGAUGUGUUUGACUGAAGGACGGGGGUGUUCCCUGACUGAGGUCAGAAUCUGCAGAGCAUUCUGCGCAGGUUCCAAAGUGAUGUGAUCAGCGAUGCCAUAAAGGAAUGAACCAGCUGUCAACGUUAUUACAUUCACCCUCAGUGGAGACUUCAGAUGCAGCUCGGCAGAUUGACUUAGACCUAAUGUGCAGCGAUGCUCGCUCUCUUUCUCUUACUCCUUCCCCUGGCGGCUUCCGUCCCACCUCCCUCCGGUGCCCCAACCAAAGUCUGCCGUCGCUGCUGUGACCACCUGGAGUCUGCAGAGGGCCCUCCUUCCCAGACCACCAUGUUAAACGAAAUGCCAGAGGUGCGCACCUACAUCAAUAUGACCAUCCUCAAAGGAGAGAAAGGAGACAGAGGAGACAGAGGGACACCAGGGAAAGCAGGGCUCGAGGGGCCACCAGGAUUGCGUGGUCCUCUGGGGCCUAAGGGAAGCAAAGGUCAAGCAGGUGUCCCUGGAGAUCCCUGCAAGAUGCAAUAUUCGACCUUCUCCGUGGGUCGCCGGAAGGCCCUGCACAGCAUGGACUACUACCAGGCGCUGGUCUUCGACACGGUCUUUGUGAACCUCGACGAGCACUUCAACAUGUUCAAGGGCAAGUUCUACUGCUACGUGCCAGGGAUCUACUUCUUCAACCUCAACAUCCACACCUGGAACUUCAAGGAGACCUACUUGCACCUGAUGCACAACGACCAAGCCAAGGUGAUUGUGUACGCACAGCCCAGCGACCGCAGCAUCAUGCAGAGCCAGAGCGUCAUGCUGGAGCUGGAGCAGAAUGACGAAGUGUGGGUUCGGCUCUACAAGCGCGAGAGGGAGAAUGCCAUUUACAGCGACGACGUGGACGUCUACAUCACGUUCAACGGUUAUCUGGUCAAGCCGAGCCAGUGAAGCAUGGGAAACAUCCCUUGAGGACAAAUCGUGAAAAUUCCUCGUGAAUUUUAUAAUCCAGCUUUAAAGGCCUCUCUUAAGUAGAUGCUGUGCAUAACCCAUCCUGAACAUAGAGUUAUAUUGGAGUUAGAGUGUCCAAAUAAUUAAUCUCAAGAAAAUUACCCUGAAACAGAGUGUUCUGGACUUGUUGACCGUGUUCCUGGUUUUUGGACAUUUAGGCACUGUUGCGUUGGACUAAUUUUGGAUCAGCUGCUUUGAGGAUUACUGGCUCAAGUUCAAAGAUUUUCUUUAGCUGGAAAUAACCACCCCCUACGGAUACAUCCUGCUGGAGCGGUUCAUCUAAUGUCCAUUAGCUCAUGAGUCUAAAGGCUAUAGUGGAUUGUACUGGUAAAUUUGGAACUUUGCGUCUUUUUACCUGUCAUUUUUUUUUUUUUAAGUUCGUCCCUACUGGCAGAGACUGUGGGUGGAUAAAAUUUCAGAUGGAGGUUAGACAGUGUGGACUGGAUCCUCAGGAAGUAAAUAGGUACAUUUUAUCCUGCACUGUUAUCACAAGACAUUACAGUAUGAGCUGCAGGAUCUGCCAUUCUUCUAUUUGACCUUUAAGUAUAUUUUAAAAAAGGCCCUAAUGUAGCGUGUCCCUUAGUAACGCUCUGUACUAACGGAGGCGUGUUGAGAUCUAAACCGCACCGAAGCAGAGCUCUGCCUCUGCAUCACUGCGAGGGCCGUGCUUCCUAACAAAGCUGCCAGGAUCACUGUGAUCCAGCACAGGUCUGACCUGGCAUUGUGCCCCUGUGAACACUGAAGCCUUGAGUGCAUGAUGUAAUCCUCAUGAUUUUCUUUAUUGAGACCGUCUGUGCGUUCUAAGGUCACGUUUGCGCCGCUGAAGUUUGAUCCUCCGCCGACUCUGCAGUAUGCUGCAUCAGCCUCCAACAGUCAACUUAAAGUCCUUUUUAUUCUCAGUCAGUUAUAAAAGCAGCAAUAGAUAUCGUACGGUUAUAAUUAUCACCAGUGCUGUCAUUAACAGGCCAAGUGAAGUAUAACAAUAAGUGCUCCAGGAUGGAUGGAUGGAUGGAUGGAUGUUCUCCAUAGAGUGCAUCCAUCCAUCCGUCCAUCCAUCC
Messenger RNA from Scleropages formosus (Asian bonytongue), 2496 nucleotides. RefSeq names its product complement C1q tumor necrosis factor-related protein 1-like. The coding region runs from base 647 to 1378 and encodes 243 amino acids. The record is from RefSeq and is a predicted model, not a curated record. Gene Ontology annotation, molecular function: protein binding. The transcript is spliced from 3 exons. Lineage: Eukaryota; Metazoa; Chordata; Actinopteri; Osteoglossiformes; Osteoglossidae.